AUGAUCCCCCUCCUGUACUUUCUUCUGCCCACCCUGGGCAGUUACGUCAUGCUCUCCAUCUUCUUCCUGCGACGACCUCAUCUGCUGCACACCCCCUGGGCUCCCGUCUUCCCUAUCCGCCUGGCUGCCCACCGGGCAGGGUCUGGGGAGCGACUGGAGAACACCAUGGAAGCUGUAGAGAAUUCCAUAGCCCAGCGAGCAGAUCUCUUGGAAUUUGACUGCCAGCUCACCCGGGAUGGCGUGGUUGUAGUGUCACACGACAAGAACCUGUCCCGCCAGUCAGGCCUAAAUAAGGAUGUGAACACCCUGGACUUUGAGGAACUGCCCCUCUACAAGGAAGAGUUGGAAAUCUACUUCUCACCAGGCCAUUUUGCCCACGGGUCAGACCGGCACAUGAUUAGUUUGGAGGAUGUAUUUCAGAAAUUUCCAAGGACUCCCAUGUGCUUGGAGGUCAAAGAAAGAAAUGAAGAACUCAUCCACAAGGUCGCCAACUUGACAAGGCGCUUUGACCGAAAUGAGAUUACUAUUUGGGCUACAGAGAAGAGCUCAGUCAUGAAGAGAUGCAGGGCAGCUAACCCCGAGAUGCCCACGGCCCUUACGAUAUGGCGAUCAUUCUGGAUACUGCUGCUCUACUACGUGGGGCUGCUCCCUUUUGUCUCCAUCCCCGAGAAGUUUUUCUUCUGUUUCCUGCCCACCAUCAUCAACAGGACUUACUUCCCGUUUCCCUGUGGAUGGAUGAACCAACUGUCAGCUACCAUUACAAAAUGGAUCAUCAUGAGGAAAAGUCUGAUCCGACACUUGCAGGACCGAGGGAUACAGGUCCUGUUCUGGUGCCUUAAUGAAGAAUCCGAUUUUGAAGUGGCCUUCAGCUUGGGAGCCAAUGGCGUCAUGACUGAUUACCCCACAGCCCUGAGACACUACCUGGACAAGCAGGAACGAAGAGACCUAGCCUCCUCAGUCUGA
Molecule: messenger RNA, 963 nt
Organism: Mus pahari (shrew mouse)
Lineage: Eukaryota; Metazoa; Chordata; Mammalia; Rodentia; Muridae
Gene: Gdpd3
Product: glycerophosphodiester phosphodiesterase domain containing 3
Exons: 10
Coding region: 1-963 (320 amino acids)
Biological process (GO): glycerophospholipid catabolic process
Cellular component (GO): endoplasmic reticulum membrane
Molecular function (GO): phosphatidylcholine lysophospholipase A1 activity; phosphoric diester hydrolase activity
Source: RefSeq, a predicted model, not a curated record